GUGCACAUAAUUAUCAUAUAGAAAAGACAGAAGUUGGACUUCUUAUAUGCCAUUAAUCCGUUUCUAGCUAUGACAAAAUGGAACUCGAUAAGUGCCUUGGAAUGGGAACGGGAAUGGGAGAAACUUGCAGGUUUCAGUCCCAAGGCAAUUGAUAUUCUCAAACAGGGGCAACCAUCAAAUUCUGAUAUUGAAGGAGUUGGAGGAAUUGAUAAUGGAUCAGUAUAUUCUUGUGGAGGAGAUGGUGGUUUCUCAAGUUGUGAAUUGGGGCAUGCAUCUUCUUCAAAGAGCUCUUUCUGGGCUUCAGCUUUUGGUGAAUUUCGAAACGGAUUUAUUGUGAAAAAAGAUGUGACCUGCGGAGUGGACAUUUCUGGGAAUGUUGCUUGCUUGGGGGCUUCUCAGAGCUAUGGUGAGCCAAAACCAACAAUUGGAUUGAAACUCGGUAAACGAACUUAUUAUGAACGAUUCUGUGCAGCCAGUUCUGCGAACGCACCAUCCAUAUCUGUGGCCCCUAAAAGGAGAUCGUCUAGAGCAUCAUAUCAAACUGCACACACCCCUCAUUGCCAAGUUCAAGGUUGCAACCUUGACCUCAAGUUGGCCAAAGAUUAUCAUCGAAGGCAUAGAAUCUGCGAAAUACAUUCCAAAAGCCCAAAGGUCAUUGUUGCUGGUAUGGAACGCCGGUUUUGCCAACAGUGCAGCAGGUUCCAUGAGUUAUCAGAGUUUGAUGGCAAGAAGAGAAGCUGUCGCCGGCGUCUCUCUGAUCACAACGCACGGCGGCGGCGAAGGCCACAGCCAGAGACUAUCCAGAUCGAUUGUUCUUCAAGGCUGUAUUCAUCAUUACUAUAUGAUAGGAGACAGCAGAGGAAUCUUGUAGCGAACUGGGUGCCAUCCUCAACUGCAAAUCCAACAUGGCAAAGUUCAUGCAGCUUCAAGGCCAAACAAGGUGGAAAGGACGGCUCUGAUAGGCUGCAUGAUUUUCCUACCAGUACCGGAGAGAUGGUAAAUGCCCCUUCUUCUAUUGUAGUAACAGACCCUCGUACUAUUGAAGGCUUGGGGACAUCUGCAUUUUAUCCUGGCUUGGAUGGGGCACCAGAUUUUGGGUGUGCUCUCUCUCUUCUGUCGACCGAUAAUGAUAAUACUUUGGGUUUGAACUACUCUGAAACAAAUAGCAGUGUGGAGAUGCAGCUGAUGCAAGUUAACCAAUCAAGUAGUGGUAGUAGCAGUAGUGGUGGUGGUGCAGUGCAGGCAGAGGCAUCAAUGGUGCACUACUCUUUGAAAAAUUUCCUGAAUGAUAUGAUCAAUAAUUUUAGUAUUAUUCCACUCCAGGAGUUUCAGUUGCUUAGUGAGCCUAGCUGCCUGCAGCUUUUAUUCCAAUCGGAUCACUAGUACUACUGCUGAGGCAGCUGCAAGUUGGAAGUCAACGUCAGUGGCUCCACAUCCCUUUCUUUUACUAAUACGCAAUUAAAUUAUAUUAAUUAAUUGUUUUUGCUCGUCAUAAACUGAUCAGCAUAUAUUAAUAAUAUAUAAUAAUAAGAA
Messenger RNA from Ziziphus jujuba (common jujube), 1533 nucleotides. RefSeq names its product squamosa promoter-binding-like protein 3. The record is from RefSeq and is a predicted model, not a curated record. Bases 70 to 1383 code for a protein of 437 amino acids. Gene Ontology annotation, molecular function: DNA binding. Lineage: Eukaryota; Viridiplantae; Streptophyta; Magnoliopsida; Rosales; Rhamnaceae. The transcript is spliced from 4 exons. Gene Ontology annotation, cellular component: nucleus.